Messenger RNA from Sander lucioperca (pikeperch), 1104 nucleotides. Its product is annotated as DAZ-associated protein 1-like. The record is from RefSeq and is a predicted model, not a curated record. Bases 199 to 1104 code for a protein of 301 amino acids. Gene Ontology annotation, molecular function: RNA binding. The transcript has a single exon. Lineage: Eukaryota; Metazoa; Chordata; Actinopteri; Perciformes; Percidae.
UCAUGGCUGUUUCAGGCAUUACAUCUGUGACCUCUCAGGCUGAUUUUUCAGCCUUCAUUUCAGAUGGGUUUAUCUCAUUGGUGGGAAGCGUUGUGCAGAUUCCUAUUAAGAUUUUAAGAGAUACCGGUGCGUUAGAUUCUUUUAUUCUUGAGUCUGUGCUGCCAUUUUCUUCCAAAACUGACACUGGUGGUGGUGGGAAUGGUUCCAUUCUCUGUUCCUUUGCACUUAGUAUCUCUUAGUUGUGGUCUUGUCCGGGGGGAGGUGUCAGUCAGCAUCGGGCCUCAGUUGCCUGUUGAGGGUGUUCAUAUGAUUUUGGGGAAUGAUUUGGCUGGGGAUAAAGUGUGGGCUGUCGGAGUGCCUAAUGUCGUGAAGCCGCCAGUUAGUUCCUCAGUUGUAGCACCCUCAGCGAGGCCACAGGGCUCUGAUAACAUUUUUCCUAAGCCACUUGUCGUCGAAGGCCACAACGUGGAUUUGAAAAGGGCCAUAGCAUGGGACGUUGCUAAUAACCCUGACAUCCUUGCCAACGUUAAGAAAGUUUUUGUCGGCGGUGUGAGAAACCACAUCAAGGCGGACAACCUGACCAAGUACUUCUCUGAGUUCGGUGUGGUGGAGAAGGCUGUGAUCAUCUCUGACAAACAGACCGGCAGGAAGAGGGGCUUUGGCUUUGUCUUCAAGGACACUGACUCCGUCACCAAAGCGAUGCUGACAAAGUACCACGUCAUCAAUGGGAACAAGGUGGAGGUGAAGAAAGCUCUGGCAAGGCAGGAGGUGUCCACCGGUGGCUGCAAAAGAGGUCGAAGAAAGGGGAUUCAUGGUUAUGGUAGAGGAUAUGGGGGAUACGAUGAGGGAGGAUAUCCCAACCAGAGACUGAUGAGGUGGUCGUUGUUCUUGCAGCCGUAUGAUUUGGAUAUUCGUCAUAUCAAAGGGGUUGACCAAUGGAACUGGCGCACUGUCUUGCGCCUGCGAGUUAUCUCCUAUGCCUAUGUCUGCUCCUGUAGUACCCAGGGUUGCUGGAUCUUGGAGACCUUCCUUGCCUUAAAUUGCUCCUGUAAUACCCAGGGUUGCUGGAUCUUGGAGACAGAUGGACUGCAAUGGGGGAAGUAA